UGUCUUCCUUUUUAACGCCGGAAGUCCCUCCUCUCUCCUCCCCGUUCUCUCUCUCCGUUCAAACUCAAAACACGCACACACACAAAUCUCAUCAAAGCCCUAGCCAGUUCUUGACGAACAUCACCAUCAUCUUCUUUUUGAUGAUGAACAUCUCAAAUCCAUUUUCAAAGCAUAAGCCAUAGUAAUAUACAGUUGUUUGUACAUAUAUACACACAUAUAUACGUAUUGGCGUAUAUAGCAUUGAUUGGAGAUAUUGGUUUGGGGGUGAGAUGGGGGCGGUGACGUCUACAAUGGCGGCGAAGUUUGCGUUCUUUCCGCCGAAUCCGCCGUCGUACAGGGUGGAAGCGGACGAAUCGAAGGGGAAAUUGAGGAUGACUGAAGUGGCGGAGAAGGAAAACGUGGACGUAUUGAAGCUGAAAACGAAGAGAGGAAAUAAAAUCGUUGCAGUUUACUUUAAGAACCCAGCGGCUUCUCUGACGGUGCUGUAUUCGCAUGGGAACGCGGCUGAUCUAGGCCAGAUGUACGAGUUGUUCAGUGAACUCAGUGUUCACCUACGAGUCAACUUGAUGGGGUAUGAUUAUUCAGGCUAUGGGCAAUCUUCUGGCAAGCCAAGUGAGCAGAACACUUAUGCUGAUGUAGAAGCAGCAUAUAGAUGCCUUGAAGAGAAAUAUGGGGUAAAAGAGGAAGAUAUCAUAUUAUAUGGGCAAUCCGUUGGAAGUGGGCCCACUUUAGAUUUGGCCUCCCGUUUAUCGAGAUUGAGGGCUGUGGUUCUUCAUAGUCCAAUCUUGUCUGGACUUCGAGUCAUGUAUCCGGUUAAGCGGACAUUUUGGUUUGACAUAUAUAAGAAUAUCGAUAAAAUAUCAUUGGUGGAAUGCCCUGUUUUGGUAAUCCAUGGAACUGCAGAUGAUGUUGUGGACUGCUCCCAUGGUAAGCAGCUUUGGGAGGGUUGUAAAGAGAAGUACGAACCACUAUGGAUUCAAGGAGGGAAACAUUGUGACUUGGAGACCUAUCCAGAGUACAUCAAGCAUCUGAAGAAGUUCAUAUCUGCUGUGGAGAAAACAGGGCAUUUGAGGAAUGGAUCUGGAUUGCAUUCAGAUCAUUUGGAGAAUCCUCGCAACAGCACUGAUUAUAGAGACAAACCUAGACCAAGCAUAGAUGUGAGAGAGAAAUCAAGAUUAAGUACUGACUGGAGAGAGAAGCCAAGGUUGAGCAUUGAUCAUCGAGAGAAACCAAGAGCCAGCACGGACAAGAGAGAAAGAUCACGAAAGAUUGCAGAUCACACUGAAAAAGCAAAUUACAACUCAGACCAGCCAGAGAAAGCAAGGAACAGCAUUGAUCGGUUGGAUUAGACUUAGUUGGCUAAGCGUGUCUUUCCAUUUUUUUUUUAUAUUCUUUAUUUAUUGCAUUGUGCCCAAAGUGGCAUAUUAAGUAUAAAUACAAAAACUGUCUUUCUUGACUGUUGAAAUCAAAUGAUGACAGCUUUGGAGAUAUGAUGAGAUCAGCUGUAUGGUGCAAUAUCGACUGUUUCAAGCCUACCGGAGCAAGGGUCUGAGGAAUUGAAAAAGGUCAGUGUACAACAUCAGAUUUUAUCUGGUUACUUCUGUUUUUCUAUCGGUCAAUUGUUUCGAUUGGGCAAUUGGAAUUAAUUUGACCAGGCUGAUUUUGUGUCUGAUGUAAUCUGUCAAAACUAAUAAAUCAGACACAUUUUCUCCUUCCUUAAUUGGAAUGGCUGUUUCUUUUAAAUCUCCUCUUUUUAUUUUAAGUUCUACUUAUAAUCUGACCAUGUCACAACUUAAAGUGUUGGUGGAAUGAUGCAUUCCUGCCUGUAUAGUCUGCAACAAAACGAACAAACUUUUUUAUUGACAAGACCAACAUUGAAGAAACAUCUUCUGGGAGCAAUUUAUGUACUCUGUCAUGGGUUCUUUUAGAUUUCCCCAAUGAUGAUGCUUGUGAAAAAUCAUAUUUAUGUACUACUGUCAUGGUUUUUUUUUUUUUGGGGG
This is a messenger RNA of Ilex paraguariensis (yerba mate), 2000 nucleotides long. NCBI's taxonomy places the organism in Eukaryota, Viridiplantae, Streptophyta, Magnoliopsida, Aquifoliales, Aquifoliaceae. The record is from the annotation of a GenBank genome assembly.